This is a messenger RNA of Hippocampus comes (tiger tail seahorse), 2153 nucleotides long. Its product is annotated as sodium- and chloride-dependent GABA transporter 2-like. Gene Ontology annotation, molecular function: gamma-aminobutyric acid:sodium:chloride symporter activity. Gene Ontology annotation, biological process: nitrogen compound transport; amino acid transport; sodium ion transmembrane transport. The transcript has 16 exons. The coding region runs from base 188 to 1966 and encodes 592 amino acids. The record is from RefSeq and is a predicted model, not a curated record. NCBI's taxonomy places the organism in Eukaryota, Metazoa, Chordata, Actinopteri, Syngnathiformes, Syngnathidae. Gene Ontology annotation, cellular component: cell projection; plasma membrane.
CAAAACCAACACACCAGAUGUUGAACUACUACAGACUUACCUUUUAUUUUAUAUCCCGGGAACCUUGGACUUAUCGGACUUAUCAUGAGACAUUGUUGGACUUUCGACAAAACUUGUUAAUGUGUAUUGGAGAUUGUUGUGGAUAUUUUUCUGCAGAGAGGAAUGUGGGCUGUGUAUGUAACCAGCGAUGACGUCCCAGUCGCUGCCACAGGAAGGGGAGAUAUUGCUGGACAACGUUCAAAAAGGAAGAACCCCGAGCCAGACAACAACAGAAAUCAACAAAGUUGGCCUGCAUGCCAGGGGCCAAUGGGCCAGCAAGGCUGAGUUCCUUCUGGCCGUGGCAGGCCAGAUCAUUGGCUUGGGCAACGUAUGGAGGUUCCCUUACUUGUGCUACAAGAAUGGAGGAGGGGUGUUCUUUGUACCUUACCUUUUGUUCCUGGUGCUGUGCGGUGUUCCCCUGUUCCUCCUGGAGACUUCGUUGGGCCAGUACACAAGCCUAGGCGGGGUCAGCGCCUGGAGAACCAUGUGCCCAAUAUUUGGAGGUCUAGGUUAUGCCAGCCAGAUCAUGAUCCUGCAUGGAUGUGUGUACUACAUUGUCAUACUGGCUUGGGCUCUGCUCUAUCUGUCCUACAGUUUUCAGACUGCACUGCCCUGGUCACACUGUAACAACUCUUGGAACACUGAUGCUUGUUUCAUGUUUGAUCACCACAACCAGACAUCCAAUGUGAGCAGCCUGCCUGACAACGUCACUUCCCCUAUUAUGGAGUUUUGGGAGCGAGAAGUGCUUCACCUCUCUGAUAGUUUAGACGAGCUUGGUCCGAUAAGCUGGAAAUUGGCAUUGUGUCUUGCGCUUGUGUGGCUCGUCUGUUAUUUCUGCGUGUGGAAGGGCAUUAAAUCCACAGGAAAGGUGGUGUAUUUCACCGCUACCUUUCCAUAUGUUAUGCUCUUUGUGCUGCUGGUGCGUGGUGCCACUCUACCCGGAGCAGCCCAGGGAAUCAUCUACUACCUCAAACCGAACCACACUCGCUUGGCUGACCCUCAGGUAUGGAUGGAUGCAGGUACCCAGAUAUUUUUCUCUUAUGGAAUCUGUUUGGGGAGUCUCACAGCCCUUGGCAGUUACAACAAAUACAACAACAAUUGUUACAAGGACUCGUUCCAUCUGUGCCUCUUGAACAGUGCCACCAGUUUCCUGGCAGGGUUCGCCAUCUUCUCAGUGCUUGGCUUCAUGGCGGAGGAGCAAGGAGUGGACAUCGCCACUGUGGCUCAGUCAGGGCCCGGCCUGGCCUUCAUCGCUUUCCCCAGAGCUGUAGCCAUGAUGCCUCUUCCCCAACUUUGGGCCAUCUGUUUCUUCCUUAUGAUCAUCAUGCUGGGGCUGGACACACAGUUUGUGAGUCUGGAGGCACUGAUGACAUCUGUGACCGACUUGUACCCCCAUCUGAUCAGACGCGGCUACCGCAGAGAGUUGCUGCUGCUCUUUAUCUGCCUCGUAUGCUUCUUGAUCGGGCUGAUUAUGGUGACGCCGGGUGGUCUGUAUGUGUUCCAGAUAUAUGAUCAUUUCUCCUGCAGUGGAGCCAGCCUACUGCUUCUCUCCAUCUUCCAGUCUAUUGCAAUUGGCUGGAUCUACGGUGCCGAGCGCUUUUGUUCAAACAUCAAGGACAUGACCGGCCACAAGCCCCUGCUUCUCUUCAAGCUGUGCUGGAAAUACUUGACGCCAGCCGUGUGCACUGCGACCUUCCUGUUCUCUUUGGUCUGUUGGUCUCCGUUGAGCUUGGGGAAAGGCUUGGUGGCCCCAGAUUGGGCAACAGCACUCGGCUGGCUCCUCACCCUGUCCUCCGUGUCUCUGCUCCCCAUCUGGGCCAUCUACGCACUCGCCAUUAUGCCUGGCACCCUCACACAGCGCUUCCACAGGCUGUGCAAACCCACCACAAACUCGCAGCAACACAUCGUUGAGGAUCACGUGGCUUAGCAGCGGUUCCUGAUGCACUGAAGCCAUGCAGAUAUGAUUAAAGAGAGUGCGGUCUGGCGAUUGAUUAGUUGAGAAUCAACAAUGAAACUUCUUCAAAGCCGUUUGCUUUUCUUGUUAGGGGGGAAUGGAAGAAUGUUAGCACAUAUGUUAUUUUCCCGAAUGGGUAAGACUCUUGCACAGGUAUGAC